AUGUUGGCGGGGCCGCCGACCGGCGUGCUGCGGCCACCCGUGGCUAUCGGGGAACUGGAGGAGGAUGACUUCCAGGAGGUCUUUGGACCAUCCACGUCCCCGAACAAAAGCUUCCGAAGCGGGGGUGGUGGUUGGAGCUUCCCGGCUGUGCAGUCGGACGAGGCCCAGUAUUCAGGCUGGGGCGUUCCUCCCUCCACUUCGCAUUACAGCGCAAGAGAGGACGACUACAUGCCUGAAGGACGAAGACUUGCAGACCCGGAGCCUCGGAACGGUUGGGGCCUGCCCGACGACUUGGACGCAGGCCCAGCUGCCUCUCGCGCACCGCGGAGCACCGCGCGGGAGGCGCUGCAGGUUGCGCCGGCGCUGUCCGUCCAGGGGCAGGAUCACCGGCUUGCAGAGCCUGUGCCACCUUCACCAGCCGACCACCGUGUACGGUUGCAAGCGGGACAUCCGGCGGACGCCCAAGCGCUCCCUGCGACGGACCAGGCUCAGAACGGCUUGGCUCCGCUUCCGGCGAGGAGGCUGGUUACGCGAUAUGCGCAGCCAACAAUCUCUGUGGCGGCCGCGCCGUCUGCCCCGGCCGUGUGCCGCCUGCCAGCUGCCGGGGCUGCGUCCGCAGCCCCUGUCGUUCCCUGGUGGCCCUCCGCCGGCUCGUCACUGCUGCCGACACCAGUGCAGGCAGUGCAACACCAGCUGAUGCCAGCUUAUUUGCCGCAGGCGCCGGCAUCAGACAACCUCAGCCGUCCAUGUGGACAGCUCCGGGGGCAGGCCCCCAUGGCUUUAGCAGAGCGCUAUGUGGCCAGCUGCCCGCGCCCGUCAGCUAUGACAGCGCAGAUUUCUUAUCCAGCAGGCUGCAAUGUCAAUGUUCAGGAGCUUUCCACCUCCGUCGGCCUCAGCUCUGGCGUGCAGCGGAGGCAUCUUGCGCAGCAGAUCGAGAGCGGUGAUAUUCUGAGGAACACUUUAGAAAUCUACCGUGCCUGCGACAGAAGCGCAUCGGGCAAUCUGCAAUGGGCAAAUGGUGAGAUCCAGGAGUUCAUCUCGCUGGUUUUCCAGCAGCACGGCUUGCCGCCCCCGAGCCCGACGGACAUGUACCAACUCUUCCUCCGCUUUGAUGAGGACAGAAACAGUGUACUGGACGCCCGGGAGUGCGUUUGCAUGGUGGAUGCACUGCCUAGUGGUUUCGUGCCGGCGCUGCCAUCUAAUUUGUCAGUUCCAUCGACACGACCAGUUCUUUCUCGCGGUCCCAGCGUCGUCGUGUCAACCGAAGGCCGGCCGCGCACGCCUUCUCCUCGCUUCCUGGAUCCGCAGGGCUACGCUCCCAGCCGCUUAAACCCGGUGACGCUUCAAGCCAGCUCUGUGCCGGUUCUGCAGCCACGGCCCGGGCAGGCCCCAGGUGUCUCGCUGAGACCGGCCGCACAGUCGAUCAGAUCCAUGCCCAUGAUGCCACAGUCUAUGCCCGUGAUGCCCAACUCGGUUCCCCAAGACGGGGAAGAGGAUCACCUACUGAUCCCCCACCGGAUCGAGGACAUGGGCGAUGGUGUGUCGCGCCGCCCUCCUCAGAACCAGCAGAAGCCCCCCGCCUGGCAUGCCAUCGAGGAGCGCCCGCACUUGCUGGAAGUGGAGCUCCAGGAGUUGGAGCUGCACCCGGACGCACCGGACCUUCAACCAGGGAUGUUCGAGUCGCUCAAGUACUUCGUCUCUCUGCAUCCCCGCUCCGAGGAGCCCGACCACAUUCCACUCCCUCGUGAUGCACCGCUGCAGACAGUGGAUGGUCACUACAUCGUGUCGCAGGCGCAGAGAGCUGCCAAGCCCGGUCUGCAGGUCGGCAUUUUUGCUGGGGACGAUGACGAAAGACCCAGCCAGAAUCCUGUGGUCACGUUCGAGGAGCCAUUCUCGUUGCGAAUGGAGAAGCUGGAUCAUCAUCUGGUGGCUUAUGUGUGGGCAACGAAGGGUACGCUUCUCGCCACUCCUGUGACCACGCUCGUUGGGCGGGCGCUGGCGCCACUGCAGGAGUACCAACUUCAGAGAAGACCUACCACCUGGGGCAUCUUCGACAUCCUUCAAGGCCAUCGCGUGGCGGAGAUGAGACUGAAGUACCACGUCUGCACCACCCCAGCUGCUGUAACCGACCUGGCGAUGGCGGACGUGAAGCAGACUGAGGUGACAGUCAAGUGGUCGCCUCCAAAGAACGAUCACGGAGCACCCGUCAUCGGAUACAAGAUCUCCAUACUGCUGGACCCGCAGCCGAACGAACUGCCGGAGUGGUACACGCUCUGCGAAUGCACGAAAUCGCUGAACCCAUUGUACGUCGUUGCGAACCUCAGGGGCAAUACGGCGUAUCUCCUGGAUGUGCGUGCUGUGAACAAAGUCGGCGCCGGAGACGCUGGGGAGUUUGAGAUCGUGACGGCACCGAUUCCUCCGGAUCCACCGAGCAAGCCCUGGAUCGAGGAGGCACGGGACGGAUGCCUCAACGUCGCCUGGACACCUCCUCGUGGGGAUGGUGGGAUGCCGAUCACCGCUUACAGGACCCCGGGGGCCGAAGAGGGGAGUGCGUGGACUUGGCAGAGUGUUGAAGAUGUGAGAAGUCUCUGGUUUACUGGCCUACGCCCCGACAGGAACCCCUUCGGACCAGGAGAAGCAGCUGCGAGCUGGGUGGAGAUGCCUGACUGUAUUGCCAUCAAGCUCAAGGUCUUCAAAAGCCAAGAGGAUGCCUCCAUGUACAACGCCUGGGUAGGGCCUUUGGAGCUCGGCGCCUGUGAAUACCGCUUCCAGGUAACGGCUUUGAAUAAGUUGGGCGAAAGCAAGGCCUGCCGCUGCACCUCUGCUUUGCUGGUGAGCUUGACAUCACGUAGCGAGCAAACUUGGCAGGUUCUGCGGGUGUCGAGUUUGCUUGCACCUGCUUUCCAUGGAGGCUUCAGAGAUGAGCGACCCGCACUACACCUGAUUGGCUGCCAAGUGUCCCGGUGUGUUUGGAGCUUCGACAUGGGGCUCAAGCGCCCGUCGCUGAGGGUCUGGGAGCUGCUGGGUCCAAAAGCUGCUAGCGUCAGCAGGAGUCUCCCAAAGUUUGGAGAGUCCAGUCAUGUGAUGCGUGGUGCCCACCUCACCAAAGUGUGA
This is a messenger RNA of Symbiodinium necroappetens, 3114 nucleotides long. The record is from the annotation of a GenBank genome assembly. NCBI's taxonomy places the organism in Eukaryota, Dinophyceae, Suessiales, Symbiodiniaceae.